Dromaius novaehollandiae (emu) is the source of this 1417-nucleotide messenger RNA. It is a transcript of the gene CER1, whose product is annotated as cerberus 1, DAN family BMP antagonist. Lineage: Eukaryota; Metazoa; Chordata; Aves; Casuariiformes; Dromaiidae. The record is from RefSeq and is a predicted model, not a curated record. Bases 1 to 822 code for a protein of 273 amino acids. The transcript is spliced from 2 exons.
AUGUCACUACUUUUUCUUCAGCUGUUAGUGCUCUCACAUCUUAGAGCCACAGAGACAGAGGGAGAUCCACAGCAAAAGAAAAGUAGAAGGCCAUUUCAGCACCUUUUCUACCCUGGCAAAAAUCUGCUUGCAAGUGAGGGUUUUCGUCAGCUGGUGGCGAAAAAUCCAAUAGGUGUUGAAGAAACCCUAGGAGAAACAAGCCUAUUUGUAGCAAUUCCACAGACGGCAAUGGACAGUGUGAGGCAAGGACAGAAAAAAACUUCCAGAUUCACCCUUCCCCACACAGAACUUUAUGCAGACCGAGAUCUGGGAACCUGGACAGCACCCAGAGAGACCUCUCCUGUGGAAAACUUCUCUCUAUCCCACGCUUCCAGCAAGAGAGAAGCUGAACCUCUCUAUAGAAAAGAUGCCAAGAAAUUCUGGGACCACUUCAUGCAAAAAAAAAAUUCAGCUUCUGAAGAGGUUGUCCUGCCAAUCAAGACCAAUGAAAUGCACCAAGAAACCUGCAGAACCCUGCCUUUUUCCCAGGGUGUUGCUCACGAGAGCUGUGAGAAGGUGAUGGUGCAGAAUAAUCUUUGUUUUGGAAAGUGUAGUUCCUUCCAUGUCCCUGGUCCAGAUGAUCAUCUUCAUACCUUUAGUUCACAUUGCUUGCCCACCAAGUUCUCCAUGAAGCGCUUGGAGCUCAACUGCACCAGUUCUGUCCCAGUGGUCAAAGAAGUCAUGAUUGUGGAAGAAUGUGAAUGUGUGAUUCAGAAGAUUAAAGAUCCUGCAAUAAGAUCACUACAGUCAGACUUGCAUGCAAAUGUGUAUGAGCACAACUAACCUCCUAAAAUGCAUCUCUAGACUCCUUCCUUGAUCAUAAGCAUUUGCAAUGAGAAAACAACUUUUUCAUCACAGUUUCACCAACAGAUUAAAGACACAGAUUGUCUACUUAAACUGCUUUCCUGCUUUGAUCAUAACUUUACCUGAAACGCAUCACAUUUCUUUAUAGUUGUUAAAGAAAUAGAGAUGAAAGUACUGGGCUUAUGUAGUCCUUACUUAAACUAGGGAAAUCUUUAAAAAAUGUUUCACCCUUCCCUUCCCUGUUUCCAGGCUGCUAGUAAAGAACAGCCAAAGAACUAGUCUGUGCAAAAACCUAGUGUUUUACCUUUAGGUGUUUUACAUGCAUGCAGGCGCUGCCCAUAUAGUUUUGCUGAGAAAAACAGACGGAGCUUUAGUCUCCUCAUCGGAAAAAGAGGUCUAUUUUUACAUCAAGGUAAUAACUGGGCAAUGCAAAAUAUAAAUGGACAUGAGGCAGAGAUAGAGCUGUGACUGGUUAAGUUUAUUCUGAUUGCUCCGAGCUGGAGUUCAGUUACCAGUAAAAACUAACAUAAUUCACAUAUUACACAUGUACAUUGUGGCUGCAAAUUAUAUUUUG